Messenger RNA from Anopheles aquasalis, 1687 nucleotides. It is a transcript of the gene Sras, whose product is annotated as Ras converting CAAX endopeptidase Sras. Gene Ontology annotation, biological process: CAAX-box protein processing. Gene Ontology annotation, cellular component: endoplasmic reticulum membrane. Gene Ontology annotation, molecular function: metalloendopeptidase activity. Lineage: Eukaryota; Metazoa; Arthropoda; Insecta; Diptera; Culicidae. The record is from RefSeq and is a predicted model, not a curated record.
GUGGUGGGGUUCCCUGUUUACGAUCCUCAUAAUUUCGAAUUUCACUCCGCUUCUUCUUUCCGGGGCACACCACGGCACCCCGCACCCUCGGCGGCAUCCUACGAGGUGGUACCAUUUAUAGCCAGCGCCGGUCGGACGACAACGGAUGCAAAAGUGGAACAGCUGGUACUGUUGCUGCAGCACUGGGACCUGUUCGUGAGGAUCUGGUCUGCCGGUAUGGCACACCAUGAGAUGGAUCCUGCACACAGUCAUCCCGUGGCCAUGGACAACGACACCGACAGGGACGGGCUCGUCCUCCUGCCAGCAUACAUUUCGGUCGGUGCCUGCUUUGUGAUAGCCGUUAUUUACGUGGCCAGUUUGUACGUGUGGAACUCCAAGCAUGACCGUGACCAUCCGUCGACGAUUAAACGCCGAUUUUUCAGCGUCUCCGUGGUCAUGUUUGUGGCUCCCUUCUUUGUGAUUGGUCUUACGAGCGAAGCCGUUCUGAAACGGUACAGCAUGUGGCAGAUAAUGGGCUUCCGGACGGACGGCCUGUUUACGGCAACCUUUGUGCCGCUGCUACUGACGAUGGUGCUGUUUCUAGGACCGUUGAGCGUGCAGCUGACCAGUGGCGUUUGGCGCAUCUACUCUGAGCCGAUGUACUGGGUCAAUGCCGUCCGCAAUCUGGUCUGGCUGCGGAACCAUAUCGUCGCACCGCUCUCGGAAGAGUUCACGUUUCGGGCCUGCAUGGUACCGCUGUUGCUGCAAACGUUCAGACCGUCGGUUGCGAUGCUCAUCACGCCGCUGCUGUUUGGGCUGGCCCACCUGCACCAUAUCAAGGAACGUCUGCAGGGCGGACGACCGUUGCAGGAGGUGCUGAUAGUAUCGUUUUUCCAGUUUUUCUACACCACCAUCUUUGGCAUCUACUCAUCCUACCUGUUCGUGCGGUCGGGCCAUUUCAUUGCACCCUUUAUAGUGCACGCCUUUUGCAACCACAUGGGUUUUCCCGACAUCCAGGAGGUGCAAUCGCAAACGGACCACAAGAAGUAUCUUUUCAUCGCCUCCUACGUCCUGGGGCUGGUCGGCUGGAUCGCACUACUGCCAACGCUUACCACGCCCGAGUGGUACGCGAACGAUCUCUUUUGGGCCGCAGAACUUUAAAGAGAUUAUGCGUGUUUUGUGUGAUUCCGUGCCUCCCCCGCCCGGUCGGUGCCAUUAGUGAAAUCUUUGUUGCCACUAACAGAAACUACAGGGUUGCCUUUACGCAUUUCAACUGUUUGCCAGUAGAGCAAUUGUAGAAGCUUAAUAUUUUUAUUUUUUUUUUUUAUGCUUCAUUUAUUUAUUAUGCCACCCGUGUUCCUUGGUUUCUAACCGUUUCUAAGGUAGAGUGCAAGAAGACGACAGAAAAAACACACAAGCUGUGCCUGUGAGCGUUUAGGGAACUAAUUGUCGAAUGUUAACCGUAAUUAUUAUUGUCGAUUGUUGGCCGGACAGUGAUUUGUGAUUGAAACAACACGCUGUUGAAAGUUUUUUAGGACGAAGUGCGUACCGGCUAGACUGGGUCCGGGUCAAGAUCAUUCGUUGGGAUAUGGGGAGAAGGCAUGAUAAAUCGACAUCGACAUCGACGGAACCACUUUCGGAACCGGAAUGUGCAUCCCUUUUGUACACGGUAUUAUUAUGAAAUAAAUUUUAUUUCUAGUAAAUGCUA